GUUCCUUUUAGGCUGCAACCAAGCUGUAUGCUUUGAAGACUAAGGUUGUGUAUGAACACUCGUUGAUUAUUCUCGUGGAAUAUCAGUUAUUGCUUCCAGCUAAUCGACCAACCCCCCACGAUCUUCUCGACUGAUCCUACAUCGACCCCACCAACAACUGAGUUGAAUAGUCCACCCGGCCCGGACAGUACAGACACUCGCUUCGAUACACUCCCCUCGCCCCUCCCCAAAACAAAAACCGAAUACCUCGAAGAAACGAAUACCCAAAGACCCUCGAAUAAACGAAUACCCUUUGAACCGAAUACCCAUUGAAAUAAACGAAUACCCGAAUCCCCCCCCCCCCCCCCCCCUCACCGAAAAUGCAAUCCGUGCCCUCCCCCCGCCACCAAACCUUCGACGAGAUCUACGGCCCACCGGAGAACUUCCUGGAGAUCGAAGUGCGCAACCCGCAGACGCACGGCACGUCGCGGAACAUGUACACCUCGUACGAGAUCGUGUGCCGCACCAACAUCCCGGCCUUCAAGCUGAAGCACUCGGUCGUGCGGCGCCGCUACUCGGACUUCGAGUACUUCCGCGACAUCCUGGAGCGCGAGAGCACGCGCGUCACGAUCCCGCCGCUGCCGGGGAAGGUGUUCACGAACCGGUUCAGCGACGACGUGAUCGAGCACCGCCGGGAGGGGCUGCAGCGGUUUUUGCAGAUUGUGGCCGGGCACCCGCUUCUCCAGACGGGGAGUAAGGUUCUUGCUUCUUUUGUUCAAGAUCCGAAUUGGGAUCGGAAUGCGUGGUAAAAUUGGGUGUACGAUCUGUGCAGUGGUUCUUUCUCGUACCUCGGGUUCUAGGGGCUGUGAUUCGGCUUGUGCUUCGGUUGCGUUGACUCUCUGGUUGAUUCGUACUGUUAUUACUGUGUCUGCAGCGCUGGCUUUAGCUAUUUAUUGAUUGUUGAUUCA
Messenger RNA from Aspergillus homomorphus CBS 101889, 947 nucleotides. RefSeq names its product sorting nexin-3. The record is from RefSeq and is a predicted model, not a curated record. NCBI's taxonomy places the organism in Eukaryota, Fungi, Ascomycota, Eurotiomycetes, Eurotiales, Aspergillaceae. The transcript is spliced from 2 exons. Bases 360 to 788 code for a protein of 142 amino acids. Gene Ontology annotation, biological process: endocytic recycling; late endosome to Golgi transport. Gene Ontology annotation, cellular component: retromer complex; early endosome membrane. Gene Ontology annotation, molecular function: phosphatidylinositol-3-phosphate binding.